ACGUGUUUGGAAUGCUGAUCGUUGAGAUCCGUAAACAUUAGGUAUCUACAAGAUCUACAGAUAGUGAGGAUGGAAACCCCCGAGCCCAGUGACAUUGAGGUGCGCCAGGUGACCGCCGCGGAGGCGGGCGACAUGAUGGCCUUCCUGCUGGUCCACUACUACCGCGAGGAGCCCCUCACGGCGGGCACCAGUCCGCCGGAGCCGGAGGCGGCGGACCGGGAGUUCCUGCUGUCCAACGUGCCCCUCGGCACCUGCUUCAUGGCGCUCCGCGAUGGCCGGAUAGUGGGCGCCGUGGUGGCGGGACCCAAGGAUGCCCACGAGCCGGAGCACAUGGCCGAGGAGGCCAGGAAGCAUGCCGGCGGCAAGUGGGGCCGUAUUCUGCACCUGCUCAGCGCCGUGGAGUCCGCCUCCGAUGUCUGCCGGCGCUUCAAUGUGCCCAGCAGCCUGCAUGUCCACGCCCUGGGCGUGGAUCCCGAGCAGCGGGGUCGCCGCCUGGGCGCCCGCCUCAUGACCGCCGUCGCCCAGCGGGCCGGGGAGCUGGGCCACCGCCUCGUCUCCGUCGACUGCACCAGCGUCUUCUCCGCCCGCCUCGUCCAGCAGCUGGGCUACCAGCUGGUCAACACCCUGCGCUACGAGGACCACCUGGACGCCAGUGGCCAGCAGGUCAUCCGGCCACCGCCGCCGCACGAAAGUGUCCAGACCUUCGUGCUGCAGCUCUAGGAAAAAGUAACCUCCGUUGCCAGGCAACCUUAUCACCUUAUCAUCGUUUCGCCGUUGAAUCAUAACACACCCCAAAACCCCAAAACGGUUAUCAAUUCCUUAUCGCCCUUAAAACAGCCCUUAAAAUGUGACAAUCCUUGUAGCUUUUGUGUAGCGAUACUAAGAAUUUUUAUUGGUUUUUAUUUGUCUUUUAAAUUCUUUCACCAUUAGUCUUAAGCUAACUUAUUUCACUGCCCACAGAAUUUAACAAAUAACCUUGAAGUGAACAAGGGUUUUUUAAAUAAAAACUGUGUAUGCCAGAA
Molecule: messenger RNA, 1022 nt
Organism: Drosophila biarmipes
Lineage: Eukaryota; Metazoa; Arthropoda; Insecta; Diptera; Drosophilidae
Gene: AgmNAT
Product: arylalkylamine N-acetyltransferase-like 2
Exons: 1
Coding region: 70-720 (216 amino acids)
Molecular function (GO): N-acetyltransferase activity
Source: RefSeq, a predicted model, not a curated record